GAGAGCAAGCAAGCGAGCGAGCAAGCGAGCGAGGAGCUGGGAGCCGAGGCUCAGGCAAUGCUCAACAACCCUGGAUGUAGCUGAGGAGAGAGAGCACGCAUCGACUCCGAAGAUCAGCCCCAAUGAACAUGUCAGUGUUGACUUUACAAGAAUACGAAUUCGAAAAGCAGUUCAACGUGAAUGAAGCCAUCCAAUGGAUGCAGGAAAACUGGAAGAAAUCAUUCCUGUUUUCUGCACUGUAUGCUGCCUUUAUAUUUGGUGGUCGGCACCUAAUGAACAAACGGGCAAAGUUUGAACUGAGAAAGCCAUUAGUGCUCUGGUCUCUGACCCUCGCUGUCUUCAGUACAUUCGGUGCUCUUCGAACUGGUGCUUACAUGGUGUACAUAUUGAUGACCAAAGGACUGAAACAGUCAGUUUGUGACCAGGGUUUUUACAAUGGACCCAUCAGCAAAUUCUGGGCUUACGCCUUUGUGCUAAGCAAAGCACCGGAACUAGGAGAUACAAUCUUCAUUAUCUUGAGGAAGCAGAAGUUGAUCUUCCUGCACUGGUACCACCACAUCACUGUGCUCCUGUACUCUUGGUACUCCUACAAAGACAUGGUGGCCGGGGGUGGUUGGUUCAUGACGAUGAACUAUGGCGUGCAUGCCGUGAUGUACACUUACUAUGCCUUGAGGGCUGCGGGUUUCCGUGUCUCUCGGAAGUUUGCCAUGUUCAUCACCUUGUCCCAGAUCACUCAGAUGCUCAUGGGCUGUGUGAUUAACUACCUAGUCUUCUCCUGGAUGCAGCAUGACCAGUGUUACUCUCACUUUCAGAACAUCUUCUGGUCCUCACUCAUGUACCUCAGCUACUUCGUACUCUUCUGCCAUUUCUUCUUUGAGGCCUACAUCGGCAAAAUGAGGAAAACAACCAAGGCUGAAUAGUGGUGGAACUGAGGAGGCAGCCAUAGCUCAGGGUCAUCAAGUAAAAAAAAAAAACAAAAACAAAAAUGAAACAAAAAAAAAACAAACAAAAAAAACCAACCAGACAAAAGAAAAUGGCACAAGGAAAUAUCACAUAUGGUGCAGCUAAAACAAAACAACAUACAAGCAGACACACAAACCCAAGCAGCGUGAGAAUAAUUAGGUUGACCUAACCCAGUAAGUUUAUGACCCUUUUUUUGGGGUGAGGACUCACUGAGUACCCCCUCUAUCUCAAAGCACUGCUGCUGGGGGCGGGCAAGGUCUCCCCCCCCCCACUUUUAAUCUGUCAACCCUAGGAUAAAUGUAAGCAAAAGGGAGCCAGAGGCAGAAAGACUAAUAGAAAGCAAGCAAAGGCUAUUAACACCAUAUGAAGAAGGAAAAAAAAGGUCUUUACUAAGUGUUGUAUUUCUCUAAGGAUGGAAGAAUUGUACUUUAAAACUGUGCGAGCACACACACACACACAAUCUUUCUAAUAUUUUUCAACAUGAACCUGAAGCCCAUAGAAAUGAUAACAGUGGAAGAUACACAGGGUUUAUAUCUAGAAUAAAUAUGCUUUUUGCAGAAAUUAAAGCCUUUUAAGAAAAUUUAGCUGUUGUAGCUUCCUGAGAAAAGAUGUCUUAAUCUUUUUUUUCUCUCUUUUAAUUUCAACUGAGGAGAAAAAAAAACCCCAAAUCAACAUUUCUCUCUCACUGAAGAAAAGCCUCAGGCUAAUGAAUUUGCCAUAACUAAACAGGGCACAAUAGUUUUCCACGGUUCUUUUUUCCUUUUCUUUUCUGGAAGGAUGGAAACAAUUCAGCCUUGGUCCUAAAGGAAUCUCUCCACUACAGAGCAUUGCUUGUCAUCAAAUGGUAAUAUUUACUCUUUAUUAAAUUAAAGUUAGCAUUUUUGCCUUUGUUCCAUUGCCCCAGACUUGAGCAGGAGAGUAAAUACAAUUGAAUCGAAGCAAUGAAAGUGCAAGCAAUUAACUUGAAAAUGGAACCCUUGCUAUCCAUACAAAGGCUCAGCACAUUGCCACUGGAGCUGAGUAAGGGACAUAGCUGAAGAUCCAUCCACUAAACUGGAAAUAUAUGUACACCCGCCCUAGUUGACUUUACAUGUAUUCCUGACUUUCCAAAUGAAGCCCUAUGGAACAAACUAUGCUUUUCUAUAUUUUUGUGACUUUCAAGAAGAAAUCUGCAGAGCUCUCUGCCUGAUUUUGGAUGAACACUGUGGUUCUGCAUCUGCAUUUGCUCCCCAAGCAAUGCAGAGGUGUUUAAAGUGCCCUCUGCUGGCCGAGUGGAGAUACUUCAACAAAUCCUUCAUGACAAGUGUGGCUAAAAGCAAUGGACAACAAACAGCUCCCCGCCCACCAUAGAUUAAUUCCUCACAUCCGAAAUGAUAUCAGAGUACUCAUCCUAUUUUUGGGUAAACCAGAAGAUAUCCUUUCUGCUUCAAGUCGGCUUCAGAAGUUUUUGUUUGUUUGUUUGUUUUAAGGGGACUUGUUGCUCUGGAACUCAGAAAAUCAAUUUACUAAGAGCCAUAUUCUUUAAGAGAAAAAAAAUUAAAAAGCUAGAUAAUAUUAAGUGUAAUAUUUCAGUCCUCUACAAGCCAAAUAAAUGUGUCAACAUUCCUAGUAUUUCAAAGAAGCAAUUAUGUAAAGUUGUUCAGUGUGAUAUCAUAGUAUUUCUAAUUGGUUAAGUAGCUUAAUGAUUAGGCUUGCUAGAUGAAAAGAUUAGAGGUUACUUCAGUGCAUAGAUUAUACACAGAUAACCACACAUAUGUACACACAAAUGUGGGAUACACUGAACUUCAAAGCCCAAACGAAUAGUAACACAUUUUCUGGCUAGCAGAAACUGUCGUUUUAUGUUUCUUGCUUUAUUUGAUAGUGUACAGUCAAAGGGAUUUUUUUUCCAGAUUAUUUUUAUAUUAUUUUAGCUUUAAUUGUGCCAUCAUUCGUGACACGGCUGUUGUGCUUUUCUGUCAGAGAUGGCAAGGGCUAUGUCAGCAUCUUGUUUCCGUGUGGAAUUUUAAAGAGAAUAAAGUUUUAUUCCAUUCUGUGUGAAUGGCUGAACUGGUGGAGCAAGAAUCCAUGCUAAUCAAGCCAUGACCGAAAGGACUGGGGAGAGAGCUCUUGUGCCUGCAUUAAGUGAGUGUGAACAGUUUCGUAUGGUGUCUUGGUGUUGGUUUGUACAUGAGAUAAUUGCUUGACCGGAGGGAUGUGUCUUUAUUAGGGCAAAGGUAGGUGUGCUGUAAUAACUAAGCUGCAAAUGUUCUUUUGAGCUUUGCAAACACUUGAUUCUGUGCAGUACAUCUCCUCUCAUAGUAGAAAAUAAACAGAAUAAUCAAAAUGAGAAAAGGCCCACAUACUAAUUCCCUUGAGUUUCACUGAAAGACCAGCAAGAAGCUCACCUGAUGGUUGAUUAUUUAAUUCAAUGACUUAUGGUAGGAGCUAUACUACAAUAUGGAAAUGAGCCCCCUGGUCCCCCUUCCCCCCCAAAAAAAGGGACUAAAUCAAGUUUCCAGAAGCAUUUUCAUUUCUAUGUUGGGGUCAUGCUGUCAUUUGAAAACAACUUAAAAUCUUUUGUCUGCAGGUUGAAUGGUCUGGUAAGUUGUUUUUAAACUAGCUAAAUAUAUCUUAAAAGAAUUUUUGAUAGUUAUCAUGGGGGGGGGGAGCCACACAUUUAAAAACAGAAUUCUGGUCUGACAGGUUCAGUAUACUGUUUUUAACAUCUCGCUUAGCUACUUUAAUUACAUUGAGAUAAGAGGCCGGAUCCCUGGCCCAUGACACAUCUGAAACAUACCAGACAAUUGACUGCCACAGAAUAUCCUGCUGUCAGUGAACAUUCCAGAAAAACCUGGGCAGACAAGUUUAGAGCUGCCCCCACUAAGCUGUAAUAGGUUAUCUUUUCUAUUAGAAAAUUCCCACUGCAUUCCAGUCCCAGAGUGGCAAAAACAUUCCUUUAUUAGUGAGAACAAUAUCUUGCUACAUAUAUAUGCAUAUAUAUAUAUAUGUUUAAUACACUAGGUCUGAGCUUCAACUACAUGAGUUUGCAAAGAAAUUCUAGCAUAAAACACUCCCCGGUUUUUGUUGCUUAUAACAAUGAUUGCAUAUUUAUUGUAUUUAUAUCCAAUGCCAGGCAAAAGUAUUCAAUUAAAAUCAUGGGUUAUGGUUCUUAUUGCAAGUAACUUAUUCUCUUUUUUAUUUUUUCUAAUCAUACCUCACUGUAAAAAUUAGGGGCAGGGGAGGGACACAGAUGUGUGGGGCCUCUCAAUUUACAUGAAGAGACUUGAUUAGUCUUGGUUCAUCUUGGCUCAGCCAGACAAUUCAGGUGGCCAGUUUUUGUAGAAUGAAUAUUCUGCAACAACUAAGAUUCUUAGGAUGCAAAUGUUCCAAGGGGAAUAAAUCUAGGAAAGAAACUCAUUUUUUAAAAUAAAUAAUCACAUGUAGCAUUUUCAUGAUAAGCUGUCACAUCAGAGUCUUACAUGGGAGUCGAAUGUUCUAGAAGUUUGGCUCUGUUCCCAACCUGCUAAAUGUCCUGGGAGAGAGAGCAUACUCAAGUUACUGUCUUUCCCUUACUCUGACAGAGCAGGCUCUUACUCAGAGAGCCUGGCACACAAGACAAGUCAGUUAGCUACCCCACGCUGGGGAUUCAAAUUUGGAUGGUGAUUUCUUUUAAUACAGCUGUUAGAUUGGCCAGCUGCUGGUUGACUGAGAUGCUAAUAGAGUGGACCUCAUCUUUCAGAGUUCAGAGCUUUAAGUUUGUAUGGGCAUGGGGAUGGCCAAGACACCUCAAACGAUAUUCAGCCUGCCUAACAAGUCAGAUUGGAUGAAAAUACUAUGACAAAAGUCCAUAACUUUUUCCAGUAGUCCAAAAUGUCUUU
Molecule: messenger RNA, 4820 nt
Organism: Dipodomys ordii (Ord's kangaroo rat)
Lineage: Eukaryota; Metazoa; Chordata; Mammalia; Rodentia; Heteromyidae
Gene: Elovl6
Product: ELOVL fatty acid elongase 6
Exons: 5
Coding region: 123-920 (265 amino acids)
Biological process (GO): sphingolipid biosynthetic process; very long-chain fatty acid biosynthetic process; fatty acid elongation, saturated fatty acid
Cellular component (GO): endoplasmic reticulum; endoplasmic reticulum membrane
Molecular function (GO): fatty acid elongase activity
Source: RefSeq, a predicted model, not a curated record